AUGGGUGUUGUGGAUGAAGGUGCAGAGCCCGCUCAAGUCCUCGGCCGGCCCCUCCUCCCCGUCCCGGCGCCGCUCCGGCUCCCUCCGGCCCUAUUUUCUCGCGCAUGUUAUUCGCUCGGCGCCGACCGCGACAACGACGACGACGACGACGACGUAACGUCCACGCCCGCCACUCCGAGACCGGCAUAUCCUCCAGCCUGCGUCGCCGAACACCGCAUGGACUCCACAAACCCUCUCCCUGCGCCCCCAGUCUCCGUCCUGGCGGGCUCGGCCAGCUUUCAGAGCCACCUCUCGUCGCUCAACACCCAGCAGCGCCUCAGGCCCGCCGCCCACCACAGCGCGCACGCCCUCGGCGACGCUGCCGCCAAGGAUCUCUGGCUCGGGCCCGCGGACGCACUGCAGCCGCGCAGCUGUGCACUCGUGCUGGCCACCUUUCUGCGCGAACAUCUCUCGCUGGCUGCGCUCGGCUCUGAGGUCCCUACCGCGCGCCAUCACGCCUUCUCCCGCUCGGCGAGGUGGCUGUUCUACGUCUACUGCUUUGUCUCUGCCGUCUUUUUCUCGACUGUGGUCUGCGGCCGCGGUUUCUCUUCGGGCGACGCGCGCGGGGGCGGCGAGCCGAGCAGACGCCCUCCGUCUAUUUCUGUCCCCCGCGUCCCUGUUCCUGCCGACGGCCCGCGGACCUCUGAGCUGGACGCGCUCCCCGUCGACACGCGGCUCGCUAAGCUCUUCGCGCUGCACUUGCCGCCCAAAGCCUUCGAACCCGCCGUCUUGUACCCCUCGGUCGACCCCGCCUCCGUCGCAGCCGCUCUCUGGUCCCGCGACGACGACGCCGAACUGGACGCGCUCGCCGCGUGGGCGGAGGCAUGGCAAGGCACGUCUUCCCGUCCGAUCUCCCUGUUGGUGGUCGCCCAGAACUGCCCGGACGCGCUCCGUCGGCGGGUAGCGACGCUCCUCGACGACAACAAGCUGCUGAACGACACCCUGACGCUGCACGUCCUGCACGUGGACCGCGCGGCCGAAGACACGCCGAACGUGUUCCUGAACAUCGCCCGCCUGUUCUCUCCGACCGCGACCGUCCUCCUCUUCCCCGCCAGCCUCUCCGUCGCUCCUCCCUCGUCAGCGUCAGCGCUCCUCGCAGGCUCAGGCUUAACAUUUCGACCGGCACCGCACGCCCCGUUUUCCGACAAACCCGCGCUCCUGGGCAGUGCCGCGCCGGGCUCACCCGCGCCCGCGCCAGCGUACCCCUUCGCGGCGCUCACGCCCGUGCUCGUCGCGCGCGCGCACGCGUUCUGGUGCACGGAGCGCCUCUUCCUCGGGCCGUCGCGCGCGUCCGACUGGGACGAGUGCCUCUGGCAGCUAUGGCUCGACGCGCUCGGCGACGUCGCCGUGCUCGCCGCGCCCGCCUGGCGCGCACCGCCCGAGCCCCCCGCCGCUGUUGCUGCGGCACCGCACCCGAUCACGGCGGCGAUGAAGCGCCGGCUGCGCGGGCGGUAUAGGAGCGAGAGCUGCGUGCUGGCGGCGAAGCGGAUCGAGGCGCUGGGCGCUGGCGCGGGUGCGGGCGCCGGCGGUGGGGCAGAUGGCAAGCGGCUGGGGUGGUUGCGGCGCGUGUGUCGCGAAUGGCACGGCGGAUCGCUGCAGUGA
This is a messenger RNA of Heterobasidion irregulare TC 32-1, 1641 nucleotides long. RefSeq lists its product as uncharacterized. The record is from RefSeq and is a predicted model, not a curated record. The coding region runs from base 1 to 1641 and encodes 546 amino acids. The transcript is spliced from 3 exons. NCBI's taxonomy places the organism in Eukaryota, Fungi, Basidiomycota, Agaricomycetes, Russulales, Bondarzewiaceae.